AUGGCAGAUUAUAGGAAAUUGACACCAACAGGGCCGAUGCAACUAACCCCAGAAAUGCAAAGUGCAUUGGAGGUGGUUGAUAAACCAGCAAAGAAGGAAAAGAAACCAAAUCAGAAGAAGGAUGCAGAAAGGCACUCAUCCCAAGCAACCUCGCCCAAAAAGCGCAAGGCAGAAAAAGGACCUUCUUCUGUCCACAAGAAGCGAAAGAUUAAAAAGAUGGCUAAGAAACCGAAGCCUACCUCAUCUAGUCAUUCGGAUUAUGUUUCGUCAGAUCAAGAACAACCAAAGUCCAAUGAAGGCGAAGAUGUUCAUCUUGAAAGCUCACCAAGAGGAAAUACGCCUCCACGUUCUCCAUCUCCUGAGGUACAUUUAAACAACUUUGUUCCAACUCCAACUCCACCUCCUUCUCCAUCUCCUACUACAGUACCUAUUACAAUUACACCUCUUCCCCCACCCGUUACGUCUCAACCUACCACAACUACUACAACCGAACCUCCGGUUGUUCUCAAUGUAUAUGAUACGGGGGCGGCUACUGAAGGUCUCGAAAUCUGUGACACUAGUCAAAUUUUGGUCAAAAAUAAAUUGAUCAAUAAUCAUGAUUUCUAUGAACCAAGUGGUGGAGAUUGUAACAAGAGGGAAACUAUUGAGGUUAUCAGUUAA
Lactuca sativa (garden lettuce) is the source of this 660-nucleotide messenger RNA. NCBI's taxonomy places the organism in Eukaryota, Viridiplantae, Streptophyta, Magnoliopsida, Asterales, Asteraceae. The record is from RefSeq and is a predicted model, not a curated record.